AUGACCUUAUGGGGGAAGGAGACAAUGAUGUUCAAUGAUAUCCCGGCUCAGAUGCCGCCUUUGACUCCUGGGACCAAUAAGAAGAUGACGGAAGCGUUGAAGGCUUCGUAUGCCAGUUGGGACAAGGAGAGAGAGCGACUCAACGUACUCAGAGAUCCUUGGCAGUGGAACGAAGGGGAUGUGUCUGCAUGGCUGGGAUGGGCAGUGAGGGAAUUCUCCCUCGAGGGCCUCCCCAUGCACUGCUUCCCCGGGAUGACAGGUCGCGACCUGUGCGCCCUUGGCCGUGACGCCUUCCUCGACCGCACGCCACCUUACAUGGGCGACAUCUUGUGGGAACACUUGGACAUCCUCAUGAAAGACAUCGAGAAGGACCGGGAGCGGGCAUCUCUGGCCAACGUCCCGCCAACGGUCUACGAGUCCGUGUGCGCCGGGACGGACCUCCACGCCUUCCUCGAGGGUCAGGCCCAGGGUACGUCGGGUCAGGGCCAAAGUCACGGUCAGGGUGGGAGCGGCGGGAUGAAGGCGCCGACCCCAAGCCCACAUCUCCCAGGGACAGGGACGGCUCCUCGCCGACCACCACAGCAACCACCACCACCCCCGGGGCCGCCGCCUCCUCUAGUCUCCUCUCCCGCGCAGAUCCUCCCCCACUCCGCCCCACAUUACACUGGGACCACCAUGUCUCUCAAGAUGGAGAACUCCCCUGGGAAUGGAGACUCAGGAGCCUUCCAUGAAAAUGGCUACGGUGGGAAUGAGUGCAUGUCAGGAAUGGGCGAGUUGAGUGCGGGGGGCGGCGGGGGGCCUCCUCCAGGUGGGACGCCCCACUCUCACCCGCACCCGCACCCCCACACGAAUGGACACACGACGACCUCGGCCAUGGACGUUACCACGGGUUACAACAAUGUGCCUCAUCCCUACGAGCCUUCAGACUCGACCGGUGACUUCCCCCAUCCUUACCUGGAUGGGAAUCCCGAACCCUUCUACCAACAUCACCCGUCUCACUUCAAGAGUCAUCUUCACUCUUACCUCAGCAGAGGAUGCGUGGGGAUCCCCGACGGUUAUUCCGAGCAUCCUCACCUGGGGAAUGGAGGCGGUGGGGGUGGAGGAGGGGGAAUGAAUCCCCUGGACUCCCCUUAUCAGACGGUACCGCAGGGAGAGAGCCCCUGGGGCGCCCACCCCAAUAACCCCCACCCCCACCCAGCGUUCAUGCACGGGAGGGAAGUCCCCCACCCUUCCCCAGCCCACACUCCCAAUGCGCUAUCGGGAGACCUCAAACCCGCUCUUCAGCCUGUUCUCGCCAACUACAAUGGAUCAGGUCUGGGGCCGUGCUUCACGGGGUCAGGUCCAAUCCAGCUGUGGCAAUUCCUCCUCGAGCUCCUCACGGACAAGUCCUGUCAGGGGUUCAUCAGCUGGACGGGGGACGGGUGGGAGUUCAAGCUCACCGACCCGGACGAGGUGGCCCGCCGGUGGGGCAUCCGGAAGAAUAAGCCCAAGAUGAACUACGAGAAGCUGAGUCGCGGGUUGCGCUAUUACUACGACAAGAACAUCAUCCACAAGACGGCUGGGAAGCGAUACGUCUACCGAUUCGUUUGUGAUCUUCAGAGCCUCCUCGGGUAUACACCGGAGGAGAUCCACGCCAUGGUGGACUUGAAGCCGGACAAGAAAGAGGAUGACUGAAAUGUGGGGGUUGUGGUGUCUUGCUUCCCCCUGUCCUCUACCAUGGAUCAAGUCCUUGGUGGUUCCCUUUUUUUAGUCAUGAUGGACCAAAAAGAAAAAAAAGAAAGAAAAAAAAACUCGAUGAGGAUCACGGGCGUGGUCCUGGUUCUCACGUCCCAGCCUUCGUGAAGAGGCUGGUUUCAAUGUGAUGGUGUUCAUAUGGAUAUAUUCUGAUCACAAAGAAAACGCCUGGACAUACCAAAGCAUGUCGUGUAACAUAGGCAAAAAUGUUUUCUCUAUUCUCUGUUUCAUCUCUCUGGUUUCUCAUCGUAUCUCCGUUGUCCUUCACUCCCAUGUGCCUUUUAGACCUACAAGUGCCUUAACGAUCAGGAGAAAUUUCCACUCCGCCAGUGCCUUCCAUUUUCGCCAUGCUGUUUCACUUCCAGGAGGCAUUUAUUGAGCGUACCUGUCACGUAGGCGUCGUCACUGUAUAAACAUGAAUUCACACCAAAGAUCUCUCUUAUCCUGUCUUUUUUUUUAUUUUAUAGAGCGUUGGUUGGUCUUUUUUUUUCUUGCGAGAGUUGACGUAACUCUAUUGACUUGAAUCGUCUCUUCCCAGAAAGAGAAUCUAUUAUGUGUUACACAAUGAAUCUAUAUUUUGUUGGUUGAUCUCGUCGGCAGUUCUCUUGCGCCUUUGGUUGAGUGCCUUCCGGGCCCCAAAACUGUGACGAUGUCCGUGAGACAGAGAAACCACGCUAAAAAAGGAGAAAAAGAGUCAUUGUUUAUUACCCGCAUUUCUACUUGAACGAGAAAGAGAGAGGAACGUGAAGCUUUUCUUGGUGGAUUGUGUGUGUAUGGGUGCAUGGAUGUAAAUUUGAUCUGAUUGAAGUUCAUCAUAGUCAGUGGAAAGAC
Messenger RNA from Darwinula stevensoni, 2565 nucleotides. The record is from the annotation of a GenBank genome assembly. NCBI's taxonomy places the organism in Eukaryota, Metazoa, Arthropoda, Ostracoda, Podocopida, Darwinulidae.